AACUCCACCAAUCAUCGCUCUCCUUCUCGCGCCAAAUACAAAACCACCACCUUCCCCUUUCUCGUUCUGUCUCCUCUCACUCUCACACUCACAGGGUUUGUGCAAUGGCGGAUGCACCAACGAGCCCAGCGGGUGGAAGUCACGAGAGUGGGGGCGAGCAGAGUCCACGGGGUUCAUCGUCUGGUGCGAGGGAGCAAGACCGCUACCUUCCCAUUGCUAACAUCAGUCGCAUCAUGAAGAAGGCGUUGCCACCCAAUGGCAAGAUUGCGAAGGAUGCUAAGGACACUAUGCAAGAAUGCGUUUCUGAAUUCAUUAGCUUCAUUACCAGCGAGGCGAGUGAGAAGUGCCAGAAAGAGAAGAGAAAGACCAUUAAUGGAGACGAUUUGCUAUGGGCGAUGGCCACUUUAGGAUUCGAAGACUAUAUUGAACCCCUUAAGGUGUACCUACAAAGGUACAGAGAGUUGGAGGGUGACACUAAAGGAUCUGCUAGAAGUGGCGACGGAUCUGCCAGACGAGAUCAAAUUGGCCAUGCAGGUCAAAAUGCUCAGCUUGUUCAUCAGGGUUCGUUGAACUAUAUUAGUUCGCAGGUGCAACCACAGCAUCUGGUUAUGCCAUCAAUGCAAAGUCAUGAAUAGAUUAGACGUUUCUAUGCAUCUCUUUUAUUUCACUUCAAUGCUUGUACGAAUGGCAUGGAUGGAAACAACGGUUUGAUGAUUUAUAAUUUAGGUUCUUGAAUAGAAGGCAUGGGUGUCAGAAUUUCGUUGCGGUACUCGUGGAUUUUUUAUAAUACAUUUAGCUGCCUUACCAAUUCAUGGGAGAGAUAUGUGUGGGGAUUUGCAUGUGAUUCACCAUG
Messenger RNA from Abrus precatorius (Indian licorice), 853 nucleotides. Its product is annotated as nuclear transcription factor Y subunit B-1-like. The record is from RefSeq and is a predicted model, not a curated record. The transcript is spliced from 7 exons. Lineage: Eukaryota; Viridiplantae; Streptophyta; Magnoliopsida; Fabales; Fabaceae. Gene Ontology annotation, cellular component: nucleus; CCAAT-binding factor complex. Gene Ontology annotation, biological process: regulation of transcription by RNA polymerase II. Gene Ontology annotation, molecular function: RNA polymerase II cis-regulatory region sequence-specific DNA binding; DNA-binding transcription activator activity, RNA polymerase II-specific; protein heterodimerization activity. The coding region runs from base 105 to 635 and encodes 176 amino acids.